Messenger RNA from Acaromyces ingoldii, 2429 nucleotides. RefSeq names its product DUF803-domain-containing protein. Gene Ontology annotation, biological process: magnesium ion transport. The coding region runs from base 211 to 2322 and encodes 703 amino acids. Gene Ontology annotation, cellular component: membrane. The transcript has 4 exons. NCBI's taxonomy places the organism in Eukaryota, Fungi, Basidiomycota, Exobasidiomycetes, Exobasidiales, Cryptobasidiaceae. The record is from RefSeq and is a predicted model, not a curated record. Gene Ontology annotation, molecular function: magnesium ion transmembrane transporter activity.
UUCCUAUUGCGCCGCCUUCUCCCGCAUGAAUUUCCUUAGAUCGCCUUCCUCAUUUGACAUUCCUUUAGUGGCAUAAGUGGGGAAAAGAGGCGGUGGGAGAGCACGUGGUGAAUCGCACUCGCCCGCGCAUGGGCCAACGAGCGCGCCUCUAAAUGAGCGCGAAUCGCAGGCCCGAGAAGUGAGAACGCCGGACCGCUUCGACGACACAAGAUGGACUUGCUGUCGGCCGUCGUGCUGGCCAAGGGGGGAGACGCAUCAUCGUCGCGAAGUUCCCUCAUCGGCGUCGCAAUCUCCCUCGGCGGCAACAUCCUCAUCUCACUGGCGCUCAAUUGCCAGAAGCUCGCCCACCUCCGUCUGCAGGAGCAAGGGCAGGCAGAGGCGCAAACGCACGACGGUGCAAAGAGCGGAGACGAGGACGAGAACGAGGACGAGGUGGAGCAGUCGCAUCGCCCUGCACUUACUUCUUCUUCGUCGUCAGAAGCAGACGACGAGACCAGUCGUCUGUUGAAGAGUCCCUCGAAAAAGAGCGCAUAUGACUCCCUUUCGUCCUCCUCUUCCUCGGUAUCGACGAAGCGCAACAGGAGCCGGUCAGGCUCGUUGACGAAUGGCGGACAUGGGAGGUAUCCUUCAAAAGCAAAGCAUUCAAAGCGACCCUCUCACACCAGCCAAAGUCAAGCAGUCAUUGAAAAUGGGGGAGAGCUGGGAAGAGACGAAGAAGGAGAUGAUGAAGAGGGAGAGGGAGAGGAAAGGGAAGAGGAGGAAGAAGGCGAGACGCCCGGUCCGACAGCCAAAUUCCUCAGGAGCAAGUUGUGGUGGCUUGGCAUGGGCUUGAUGGUCGUAGGCGAGUUUGGCAACUUUCUCUCAUACGGAUUCGCGCCAGCCUCACUCGUGGCUCCCCUGGGUGCCGUUGCGCUCCUUUCCAACGUGCUCAUCUCGCCCGUACUUCUACACGAGCGCUUCCUGCCCUCCGACAUUGGCGGCAUCCUCCUGGCCAUCAUCGGUGCAGUCACUGUCGUCUUCUCCUCCAAGCAAAACGAUGCCCGACUUGGACCAGACGAGCUGUGGGACGCCAUCCGGACAAGCGCAUUUAUCGCCUAUAGCAUCGUCGCCAUUGUCGUUGCCGCCGUCUUAGUCUGGUGCAGCACUACUCGGUGGGGACAGCGCUUGAUCCUGAUCGAUGUCGGCGUAUGUGCAAUCUUCGGCGGCUUCACCGUGCUUUCGACGAAAGGACUCUCUUCGCUCCUCUCUCGGGGCAAUCCCUUUGAUCUCAUUCGGUAUCCCAUCACCUACGGUCUCGUCAUAGUGCUCGUCAGUACCGCGGUUGCGCAAAUCACUUACCUAAAUAGAGCGCUCCAGCGCUUCGAUUCUCGUGAGGUUAUUCCUACGCAGUUUGUCCUUUUCACCAUCUCGGCCAUCGUCGGUUCCGCAGUUCUGUACCGUGAUUUCGCCGACAUGGAUCCCCACCGGCUCAUCAACUUUCUCUUUGGAUGCCUGACGACGUUUGCCGGCGUCUUUACCCUUACCCGCGAUAAGGCUCGAGGCGAUGAGGGUGAAGAUGAAGAGGAAGAAGAGGAGGAGGAAGAGGAGGAUGAAGAGGAGGAGGAACACUUCAUCCGUCCACAGAAUGUCCAGGUCCUCACACCAGGAAGGACAAAGUCGGAUACAGUCGUGUUGGGCACAACGUCUCAGCAACAAGCUCUUUUUACAAGCCCGGCGAAGGAAGUUGCAAGCCCCAGGGUGCAAAUUGCCGUGCCCGUCUCCAGACCUGGCGCGACGCCUCUCGGUCCCGGAUCAGGACAGGGCGCAGCAUCAGCAGCAGCAGCAUCGACGAGCCUGACAUCGACGAGCAGUAUGCCUCUGCGCUCAGCGAAUGCGCGAAGAUCGUUCCUUGGCGUAGGCACCGGAAGCGCAGGGACCGGCACCGCGACGCCCAUCGGUGUCGGUGCCGGUCUCUCGGCGGGCCACUACCUCCUGCUAGCCACAACGCCGCCGAAACCGGGUACGAUAUUAACCGUGGGCGGCAUGCCCCCAUCUGGUUCGCCGGCUGGGACAUUUGUUGGAUCGCAGCCACAGGGGAGUGUCCCAAGUAGUGUCAGUGGUGUUGGUGGCGGCGCUUCUCCGUCUCAACCCAGGAAAAGGAGCUUGUCGCAACCGGCGUCGGCGAGGAGACCGAGAAGGGGACCAAAGGCGGUGCCACAGGACCUUGAGGCGCAAUCACAGCAGUCGAACAGUAAUCGUGGGGCCAGAAGAACGCCGAGCGAUGAGGCGGCUGCGGCGUCUGUGUCAAGGCCGAAGAGCGCCGACUUAGGAGGAGGAGGCUAGUCUUGCCACUUCGCGGCGACGUCUCGUACCAGGGCAAGACUUUUUCAGCUAUAACGAAGGCGGCGAACCACCAAGAUUGAGCUACUCUUCUUUAUACAUGCUGGAGG